Messenger RNA from Sabethes cyaneus, 1872 nucleotides. Its product is annotated as zinc finger protein 768-like. Gene Ontology annotation, biological process: regulation of DNA-templated transcription. Lineage: Eukaryota; Metazoa; Arthropoda; Insecta; Diptera; Culicidae. Gene Ontology annotation, molecular function: DNA-binding transcription factor activity, RNA polymerase II-specific; RNA polymerase II cis-regulatory region sequence-specific DNA binding. The record is from RefSeq and is a predicted model, not a curated record. Bases 1 to 1872 code for a protein of 623 amino acids. The transcript has 2 exons.
AUGCCACGCUGCUUAAUGGCGAAGAAGUGGAAGGCAUAUCCGUGGCCGGAUCGGGUCGAGGAAUGCCCAACACCAGGAAGUUCAUCGACGACGAUAACUUCGUCAUCGUCGCUGGCCGGUUCAGCACCAACUACACCAUCCCCGCAGCCAACACCACUGGCUCCGUUGGUAGUAGUGGAGGUACUCGAAGAAGAUGAAGAAAUAGACGUCGUGGGAGAUUCACCGGCGGCUGCGACAACCGGCAGUUCCAAAGGCUGCUCUUCGGUGCCUCCAACAGCCGUCACUGGCAGCGAAACAGGACCAGCCAGUACGGCAUCAGCAACCGCUGCCACCUGUUGGGGUCCUUCUUCACCAACGGCCGGCGCCACAGCGCCCAGUCCACCGCCACACUCGCCGGAAGCUGCUACCCGUGAUGCUUCUUCUACGAUUCUUUACAACGGAUACACGCCAGACAUUUCGCAUCACUUCACCGCCUUCCUGCCGAAAAUCGAACAUGACGGUGGAUAUCAGCAAACGCACUACAUACUGCCUCCGACUCCCACGUCACCUCCUCGCUCUCCCGGCGAAGAUUCUCAGCGAAGUCCCCGGCACGAAAGUAUUUCCCCCGCUAAGAAGAACCUGUUCACCAGCAGUUCCGGAACUGCUCUGUCACUACCCCCGAAGAAGAAGGACAUCUACCGGCCGUACUCACUGGAUGACAGGCCGCGUAACUACGAGAUCCGGAUUCCAGCGGAGGAGGACUUGCACGCAGCUCAUGCAAUACUGGAUCUCAGUGCAUCGACGGCAUUUCUGCCACCACCAGCUCCGCAUCAAAUUCUGCAGCACCAACACCAUCAACUUCUCCAAGAGGAACGAAAUCACACUGUUCCCAGCUCUCUGGGCUCACCGGAGCAGAACGAAAAUAAAAAUAGCACCAAUACUCUGGACGACAAGAAAUCCAGCAAAACUGUAGCCUACACUUAUGAAGCCUUUUUUGUCAGUGACGGACGAUCGAAAAAGAAAAUCGCUGAUCCGAAAGCUAUUCUAGAGACCAAAGCCAAGUAUACCUGUACCGAAUGCGGCAAGCAGUAUGCUACUUCGAGUAACCUUUCGAGGCAUAAGCAAACACAUCGAAGUUUGGACUCUCAAUCGGCCAAGAAGUGCAUGACCUGUGGUAAAGCCUACGUAUCGAUGCCGGCACUUGCAAUGCAUGUUCUAACGCACAAAUUGUCUCAUAGUUGCGGGGUAUGUGGAAAACUGUUCUCGAGACCGUGGCUUCUGCAAGGUCAUUUACGAUCACACACCGGAGAGAAACCGUACGGCUGCGCUCACUGUGGCAAGGCCUUUGCCGAUCGGUCUAACCUAAGGGCGCAUAUGCAAACUCACUCCGUCGAUAAGAAUUACCAGUGCCAACGGUGUCAUAAGACGUUCGCACUCAAAUCGUACCUCAACAAGCACCUCGAAUCAGCCUGCUUCAAGGAAGAUUCUUGUAUGAGUCCACUGGGAUCGAGUAAUAGUCUGGAUAAUAUGGAUAACAGCAAACUAGUGGGCGCAACAUUUGCGGAAAAACUUGGCGCCAAACUGCUCGUAAAGCAAGAAAACAGUAAUGAGGAAGCUUUAAAUCAAAACUUCGCCACGUUAGCUGCAGCGGCUGCGGCUAGCGGAGCUACCGGCGGAAACAUUCUCGUAAUGAAGAAUGUCGCCGGAAGUUUGCUGGCCAGUGGUAGUAAUGGCACGUCCCCAACGGCCAUCUUGACAGCCAACCCGUCGGCUGCCGCCGCAGUACUGGGAGCUGUCAAUGGAACGACCACCAUCUUGACUACAUCGGCGACAGCUGGAAGCCACAAUCCAACGACGGCGGCUGUCCAUAUUAACGUUAACUUUAGCGGGUAA